AGAAAAAUGUAUUAUUAUGCCUAAUAGCAAUGAUACUUUCCUUUGCAUUCCACUCAUCCCGUUUUUUCAUUAGAGUAAGCUCAUCUUUCUAUAAUCUCUACAAUUGACUCUACUGCUUGUGUUAAUAUGUAACAUUGAUGAUUUGUAUUGCAGUAUGUUGUUGUGAAGUUUCCUGUUUCGGAUAACGCACAAGAAAAAACGGUGGCUGUUGUUCCAUCAUCAUGGAUAAACUACUCUCUCAAUACAUGCAAAUGGCCACCAAAAAAAAAGUAUCCCUCUGACAAAGUCAGCAGAUGGGUUAUGAGUUUAACGAUACCAAAAAAUGAUUUUGAAGAUUUACCAAUAGAAAUUAUACAUGAAUAUGAUACUUAUGCAAAAGCACGUAAAGCCUGUAUUAAAGCUGAAGAAGACAAUGCAAUUGAUAUAGCUGCUGGAGAAACUGAUAUAGAGAAGGGUAAAAAAAAACGUAAGCCUGUAAGAUAUGCAGAGUAUGAUAGCUCUGAGCAGGUUGAUGACCCUGCUCCAAAAAAAUCAAAGAAAAUUAAAUAUCUCUCUAAUAGCAGUUAUGAAGAAAUUUCAACAGCAGAUAAUAUCAAGGCAAAAGUAAAGACAUUUUUGAAAAAUAAAAAUCAAUUUUCUUCCCUUUGUCGAUUAAACAAGCCCAUAACAGUAAAACGUACAGUUCUUCUUCCGCCCUCGUAUACUGAAUCAUGCAAUGCAUCAUCACAGUCUUCAGCUUUUGUAUCGCAAGAUACUUGCGUUGAGGAUGAUGAAAAUUCAGUGAAAUCUCUCUUCAAUGAUACCGAUAUGGAAAUGCAUAUUUCUAACACUCCAAAGACUACGCCAAUAGGCAAUUAUAAUCGCAAUGAAUCCUCUGAAAUUACUUCAUCUGUCAAGAAAGUAUAUAACAAUCCAUCGUGUUUCAAUGCUGUACCUGUAGGAAAUAAAUUACCGAUACAUGAAACGAUCUUCUCAUCUUUGGAAAGAACAAUCUCUGUUAAAGAACCCUCUACAAAAAAAGAUACUUCCACAUCUUGUCAAUCUGUGACAUCUCCUCAGCCAAGUUGUAUUAAGUUUAUUUCUACAAUUAACUGUACUGAUAUUUUAUUAUAUUUAACUGAUAUUUCAACUAUAUGUUUCAGCUUCUUUGCCAUCAUUAAUGAAAAAUGUGCAUAUGCAAUUAGGUAUAAGUUAUUGGUUGCUUCUUGAUUAAAUUCUAUUUUCUAUUUGUUAACAUUAUAUACGAGUAUAUAUAUAUAUAUAUAUAUAUAUA
This is a messenger RNA of Solenopsis invicta (red fire ant), 1273 nucleotides long. RefSeq lists its product as uncharacterized. The record is from RefSeq and is a predicted model, not a curated record. The transcript has 4 exons. The coding region runs from base 301 to 1209 and encodes 302 amino acids. Lineage: Eukaryota; Metazoa; Arthropoda; Insecta; Hymenoptera; Formicidae.